Diaporthe citri is the source of this 1326-nucleotide messenger RNA. RefSeq lists its product as uncharacterized. Lineage: Eukaryota; Fungi; Ascomycota; Sordariomycetes; Diaporthales; Diaporthaceae. The record is from RefSeq and is a predicted model, not a curated record. Gene Ontology annotation, biological process: carbohydrate transport; transmembrane transport. The transcript is spliced from 5 exons. Gene Ontology annotation, molecular function: carbohydrate:proton symporter activity. Gene Ontology annotation, cellular component: membrane. Bases 1 to 1326 code for a protein of 441 amino acids.
AUGCCGCAGUUCGAAACCACCAUCGGAGCCCUUUCCCCCACGCUCGUCGGCUUCACAGUGUCCCUCAUAAUGCUAGCCGGCACAGUCCCUUCUGUUUUCGCUGGCUGGCUGGCCGACCACCAUGGACGGCUCAAGACCAUCUUGCUUGGGUCAAUGCUCUUUUGUUUCGGUGCCCUUCUCCAGGGUACAGCAUACGGGCUCCCGCAGUUCCUGCUAGGGAGAACGGCCGCAGGGCUGGGAGAGGGCGUCUUCUUGAGCAAUGUGUCCGUGUACAUUUCCGAGAUCUCGCCCACGGAGAGACGGGGCGUCCUGUCGGGGCUACCGCAGUUCAUGUGCACGGCUGGUAUCUGCAUCGGUUACUUCGCAUGCUACGGGAGUCUUUACCUGCGCGGGUCCAGCAUGGCGUGGAGGCUGCCCUUCGUCGUGGUCUAUGAGCCGUGGCGACCGGCCUGCCGCCUGGAUGCACUGCGCAGGCUUGACUUCUCGAUGGUGGAGGCUGAGAGCAGCUUCAUGAGUGGCGGCCUGGUCGUCGAGCAGAGAGUCAGCCUGACGCCUUGGCAAAGCUUUGCCAUCUUGUUCAGGAGAGGGUACCGGGCGAGGACGAUACUGGCACUCUUCGUGUUGGGAAUGGUCCAGCUUUCCGGAAUAGACGGUGUGCUAUACUAUGCACCCCUGCUGUUUUCACAGGCAGGGCUGUCUUCGGCUACCGCGUCAUUCCUCGCAUCAGGAGUAUCCGGGAUACUCAUGCUGGCGAUAUCUGUCCCUGCCUUCUUGCUGGCUGACAAAUGGGGAAGGCAUGGGUUGUCGUCGUUUUCCGUGUUCCUCUUCGGCCUUACGUGCUGUGCGACGUGGGGAAUCGUGGGCAAGAUCUAUGCGACCGAGAUACAGCCAACUCAUGUCAGAGAUGCCGCAAACUGCGUUGCGCAGGGACUCGGAUUCUUCACCAACUGGUUCGUGGCCAUGAUCACUCCCAUUCUACUCGACAAAUCGGCAUUCGGCGCGUACUUCCUCUUCGGCGGUCUCGCGUUGUUUACAGUGGCGGUCCUUGGAGCCUAUAUGCCUGAGACUCGGGGCAGGUCACUUGAAGACAUUCAGCAACCCUUCCACCACCCUGCCCUAGGGAGCCUUACAUCCAGACUUAGAUUCUUUAUCCGUCGGGGAGACAGGGCUGCGACGGGCACACCGGUCUCUAUUUCAAGUGGCAAUGAAGAUGUUGAGCUACGACCCUCGACUGUGGAUCAUGGGAGUGCUACUCAGAGGGUGUCAACGAUCAGCCCACUUGACACCAUGACGAGGGGACUGAGAAUCGAUGCGUCGGUAGCCUAG